Coprinopsis cinerea okayama7#130 is the source of this 546-nucleotide messenger RNA. RefSeq lists its product as hypothetical. Lineage: Eukaryota; Fungi; Basidiomycota; Agaricomycetes; Agaricales; Psathyrellaceae. The record is from RefSeq and is a predicted model, not a curated record. The coding region runs from base 1 to 546 and encodes 181 amino acids. The transcript is spliced from 4 exons.
AUGGUCAGAAUCACUUUUUCAUUGCUCUCCACCGCGACUCUCCUCGCUGGAGCUGUCUCCCUCCCAACCGAGACCACUGAGCCCGCCUUGGACUUUUCGCCUGGAGAAGGUCUCCCGUCGUUGGAAGAGCUCGGUCUGACCACCGCCGACCUCCUCAAACCCAUCCCAGAAGAAACACUGGCCGCCAUUAGAGCAGAAUACGAAUCAAUCACCCCCUCUGAAGAAUCUGGCCUGGUUAGACGCUACGAUCCUGUGUGCCACGAUGGCCGCAUCCCCCUCGCGGAUGCCAACGCGUGCUACAACUACCUCAAUAGCCUCGGUACCACCACUUGCCGCGUCCCUGAGGGUACAGGCGGCUACGGCGGUAUUAACAUGUGUCGCAUUGGCAGCUCGUAUGUCAUUGGCGGGUGUAUCGGGGCCGAGUGCCCUGCUUCUUCGCAUUGCCGAGACGUCGCGCAUGCGGUCGCUUGGGUCAUGUCCCACUGCAAUGUUCGCAAAUCGGGUUGGAGGUACGCUCUCAAGCUGCUCGUGGCAAUGGCCAUUUGA